Molecule: messenger RNA, 562 nt
Organism: Malaya genurostris
Lineage: Eukaryota; Metazoa; Arthropoda; Insecta; Diptera; Culicidae
Exons: 2
Coding region: 151-516 (121 amino acids)
Biological process (GO): mitochondrial translation
Cellular component (GO): mitochondrial ribosome; nucleoplasm; mitochondrion
Molecular function (GO): RNA binding
Source: RefSeq, a predicted model, not a curated record
UGAUUUCUUCGUUGGGUAAGCAGAAUCUGAAGUCAGUAAUUGUCUGGCACCGUGUAUGCAUAAAUUGUCAACAUUCAACAAUAUUAUUAUCUAAUACACCUGCCGGGAUUUUAUUGAAUUUCGAAGCAAUAUUAAGUUUCACAGUUCAGAAUGCGGAUUGCUUCAGCGUUGUUGAAGGCUCGGGUACCUCAAAAUGAGAACGCCGUACCAUUCCAGGAAAUCUUACCUCUACGACUCAAAAAUCAGGUCAGUGGAAAAACGGACAAGGGAAGCGAUGUUGCAUGCCUGCAAGAGAUGGCCGUUAUGUUCUCGUGUCUUAAAGCAAACGAAUUCGACGAACGGCUUUGCCCAAAGGAAGUGUCCAGUUUCAAAAAGUGUUACAAAGUGUACAUCGAUAAAAAAGCCUCCAAAAAAGAAACUUCUAGUAAAGGAAUUCUGGUUCCCGGUAAGGAUCUCAACUACAAACAGUUGAACAAGGUACUGAAGCAAUUUCCAAACCAGACUCAAGACAAAUAGGAAUCAAUUUCGGAAUUAGUUUAAUAAAUCUUCUCGUAUACUUGUA